AUGGCAGAUCGCACUUCCACCCCUGGUUCCUCCGGUCUGACUCUACUUGGGAGCACCAGUGGCCUGUUCCCCGUAUCGUCCCCCAGUCAGAGUGAAGACGGUGUGGUUUCCUUUAACCACCUACGACCUUUCCAAGUCACCAUGAUCGCAAUCGGUGGUGCGAUCAAUACCGGCUUGAUGAUAGGGGCCGGGAACGCUCUUGCAAAAUACUGGCUAAAGUUCAUCGUUAUCACCCCGAAUCGGCUGACCGCAGCGGCGCUCGUGGCUUCCUACUGGGUCGAUGCGGAGACACUCAAUCCGGGGAUAUGGAUCGCUAUCUUCCUCACAGUGAUCAUUGUUGCCAACUACUGGGGAAGUCGGUUUUUCGGUCAAUACGAGUUCAUCUUGUCGACGUUCAAGAUCGUAGUGGUGUUGGGACUCCUGAUACUAUCCCUGGUCCUGGCCCUAGGCGGAGGCCCGGACCACGACCGGAAGGGGUUCAGAUACUGGAAAAAUCACGGCGCCUUUGCGGGAGAGCGGACGCAUAUCGGACGGCUUCGGGCUAUCUGCAAGACCAUGCCCUCUGCGACCUUCACGUAUAGUGGCAGCGAGCUCAUCGGGGUGAGCAUCCUGCACAGUCACAACCCGCGACGGGCUGCGGCCCGCGCAAUCCAGCUUACCUUCUACCGAAUCCUCGUCUUGAACCUCGUUGGGAUCAUCCUGCUUGGGAUGCUCGUGCCGUACAAUCUGGACGACUUGGCCAUCACCUCCACGGAUAAAGUCACGACCGCCUCGGUGUUUGUUGUAGCCGUGCAGGGCGCCCACGCCGCCGUGCUCCUACAUUUUCUCAAUGCAUGCCUACUGCUCUUUGUCCUGUCAUCUGCGAACCAGGCGCUAUGGGUAGCCACUCGAAUCUUCCACGGGCUCGCUAUAGACCACCACGCCCCGGCUCUUCUAUCGCAGACUGGCUUCACCGGGACCCCCAUCGUCGCCCUGGGAGUGUGCUCGGUUCUUUCAUCUCUCUCCUGUCUAAAUAUCUCAGGCGAUUCGCGAACCUUUUUCGACCAAUUCGUCAACAUGAGCACCAUGUUCAGCCUCCUAGCCUGGAUCUCCAUCCUCGUCACGCAUCUAGCCUUCCUGCGGGCGCGCAAGGCCCAAAGCGUCCCCGACAAGGCGCUUGCCUUCAAAGCGCCCCUGGGAGCAGUCGGUUCGGCGGUCGCCCUGGCCUUCUGCGUCCUGAUUAUUGUCAUCCGAUCAUUUGAUAUCGUUGACCCCGGGGCCUCAAUCCGCCGGUUCGAUUACAUUGCUUUCCUCACUUCGUACCUUGCUAUCCCGCUGUAUGUGUGUUUGAUCGUGGGGUAUAAGGGGUUCACCCGGUGCGCGAGCGUCAGUCCGUCGGAUGUGGAUUUGGGGGUGGUUAAGGAUGAGACGGAUGGUUCUGAGGAUGUCAUUGUCCAGUGUGCUCAGGAUGUCUCCUGUACCCGUAUCCACCAAGGCGAGAAGCCCAGUCGACGAUCCUGGCCACGAGCGAGGUUUCAAGGAUAG
Molecule: messenger RNA, 1524 nt
Organism: Aspergillus candidus
Lineage: Eukaryota; Fungi; Ascomycota; Eurotiomycetes; Eurotiales; Aspergillaceae
Product: putative amino acid permease
Exons: 3
Coding region: 1-1524 (507 amino acids)
Biological process (GO): amino acid transmembrane transport
Cellular component (GO): membrane
Molecular function (GO): amino acid transmembrane transporter activity
Source: RefSeq, a predicted model, not a curated record